AUGUGUUCAGAAAAAAAAUAUCUAAAUUCAGAUUUUUUUAAAAGUGCACAAAAAAUUGCCACUCAGGCUUGUGGUGUUUCACAUAUGACAGUGCGGCGUAUAUUUGUAGAAGCGAACAAAUCUACAGAUGAUAGUGAUGAAGAAGUACAAUUUAAAUCACCUCGUAAAUUGUACAAACAUUUAAAGAAAUGCUCGGAGCUGGACGAUUUCGAUGCUGAUGUGAUCAUACACAAGUUUUACGAAAGAAACGAAUAUCCGACUGCUUUUUCAAUAUUAAAUGAAAUUAAAAAAAAAAUUACCACAUUAUCAAUGAUGCGUCCGGUCGGUAAAAAAUUUGUUAAAAAACUUAAAAUUUGA
Messenger RNA from Cinara cedri, 357 nucleotides. Lineage: Eukaryota; Metazoa; Arthropoda; Insecta; Hemiptera; Aphididae. The record is from the annotation of a GenBank genome assembly.